AUGGCAAACUUAGCACCCACUUCAGCUAUCCCUGAAGAGUUUCAACUCCCCGCUCUACCAACUGUACAAGGAACCAACCCCGAAAGGUCACCUGUAGAUGCGUUCAAACUUGCAGUAGCGCAAAUAUGUGCUGAAGCAUUCGAUGAAAAGAUCGAAAAAGUUUAUCCUGCUGUUGAGAUGGGUAAGAAAGGAGUGGACUUGUCAGUUGCGAUAGUCAGAUUCAAGAAAGGCAAACCAGCAGAUCUAGAAGUAUGGGCUAAGAAAGUCAUUGAUAACUUCACUCCUUCUGCUUACCUUUCUUCCGUCUCUACUCCCGAUAACAGAUUCUUGUUCUUCCAAUUCAACCAAAACUCCUUCAACUACCAUCUCCUUCGACACAUCGCAUUGACCUCGGAAGCUUCACUCGCGAAUCCCUCAGAUAAAACUUUAUCUUACGGAACAACAAAAGAAGGAGAAGGCAAACACAUGUUGAUCGAUUUCUCAUCUCCAAACAUCGCCAAACCUUUCCAUGCAGGUCAUUUGCGAAGUACGAUCAUCGGUACAGUCAUCAGUAACUUGUACGAAGCCAAUGGAUGGAAAGUUACCAGGUUGAAUUAUUUGGGUGAUUGGGGAACACAAUAUGGUCUUCUCUCAGUCGGGUUUGACAAAUACGGAGAUGAGCAAAGACUCCUGGAAGAUCCCAUACAAGAGCUUUUCAAAGUUUACGUUCAAAUCAACAACGCCAAAGCUGAGCAAAAGAAACAAUUGGAUGCGGGAGAGACCAUUCCUGAAGAAGAACAGAUCCACUUCCAAGCGAAGAAGGUAUUCAAGGCAAUGGAAGAUGGCGAACCCAAAGCCAUUGCUCAAUGGGCUCGAUUCCGUGACCUUUCCAUCGAAGCGCUUAAAGCCACUUAUGAAAAACUUAACGUGCACUUCGAUGUAUAUUGGGGUGAAUCCCAAGUAUCUCCCGAAUCGAUGGAACGGGCAACUAAGAUCGUUCAAGACAAGGGAUUGACAUGUGAGGACAGAGGAGCUUUGUUGGUUGAUUUGACAAAGUACAAGAUGGAUAAAGCAAUUGUUCGAAAAGCCGAUGGAACCACUAUCUACUUGACUCGAGAUCUAGGAGGUGCUCAUGACAAAUAUGAGAAAUACAAGUUUGACAAACAUAUUUACGUUGUUCAAGCUGCGCAAACAUUACAUUUCAAUCAACUGUUCAAAACAUUACAAUUGAUGGGUGAACCAUACGCAGAUAAAUUAGAACAUGUCACUUUUGGUUUAGUAAAAGGAAUGUCAACUCGAAAGGGAACUGUGGUAUUCCUUGAAGAUAUGAUAUCGGAUGCUACUGAGACGAUGCACGAACAAAUGAGAUCAAAUGAAGCUAAAUAUGCUCAAAUCGAGGAUCCUCAGGGAACAAGUGCUAUUAUCGGCACUACAGCAGUCAAGAUUCAAGAUAUGGCCGGUAAAAGAGUCAACGAUUACGAUUUCGAUAUUAAACGAUGUACUUCAUUCGAAGGUGAUUUUGGACCAUUCAUUCAAUAUUCUCACGUUCGAUUAUGUUCAGUCCAGAGGAAAAAUCCAAACGUACCCGUACCCAUAUCAGUCAAUGAGAUCGACGUUUCACUACUCAACGAACCAAAAAUCAAUGACAUAAUGUAUCAUCUAGCAUUAUAUCCUACAGCAGUCAAAAACGCUUACAACCAAUCUGAACCUUCACAAUUAGUCACCUGGUGUUUCAAAUUAUCUCAUUUGGUAGGAGCAGCGUGGGAAACCGUCAAAGUUUCAUAUGCAGAAGAAGAAACUGCAAAAGCUAGAUUAUAUCUAUAUAUCCAAACUAGACAAGUCUUAGCUGAUGCUAUGAGAUUGUUGAGUUUGACUCCGAUCGAAAGGAUGUAG
Molecule: messenger RNA, 1872 nt
Organism: Kwoniella shivajii
Lineage: Eukaryota; Fungi; Basidiomycota; Tremellomycetes; Tremellales; Cryptococcaceae
Product: arginine-tRNA ligase
Exons: 7
Coding region: 1-1872 (623 amino acids)
Biological process (GO): arginyl-tRNA aminoacylation; mitochondrial translation
Cellular component (GO): cytoplasm; mitochondrion
Molecular function (GO): ATP binding; arginine-tRNA ligase activity
Source: RefSeq, a predicted model, not a curated record